AUGCCUGAAUCGUUGCUCUGGAUCACAAAAACGCAAGGCUCCACAGUCUUAUCACGAAGUUCCAAGACAGAGACCAAACAGAUCCGCAAACAUGUCCAGAGUCAGAGGGCACGAGCAGCUCAAGUGGCAGCGAAGGCUGCUGCCAGUCGCAAGGACAAGGAGUCGUCCCCAGAGCAAAAAUCGACUGAAGUCCCGACGAAGAAAAUACGUGGUCUUCGUCUUGACACCAAUAUAGAACCUGAGCAGUCAGAAACCGCCGAACAGCGACGCCGUGCUCUUCUGUCUGCCUCACUAUCCCCCACCAGCCACUCUGGUCGAGUGCUCCAGGCCAUAACCGCUUUCCCGGGUCUAGAGCCGCAAGAGCUCCGAAGCUUAGUUUUUUUCUGCCAGUUCACGGGCCCACAGUGGUCGGGCUGGAGAGAUGCUGCUUUCUGGAACAAGCUGAUCCUCCAGGCCUGUCACUUGGACCGGUCCAUACUCCACGGGGUAGUCGCCCUAGGCGCCUUACACGAAUCCUCCGAAGUUGAUGGCGAGUCAGACGAAAGAUCCAAUCUGCAGCAAUUGGCCCUUCACCAGAGCAGCAAAGCUUCGCGGAUGGCUUUCGAGACGCCUGUCUCCGAAAUCGCCACUCUGAUCUCAUGUAUCAUCUUUAUCUGUCUACAGAAUUUGCAAGAUAGCUCUACUGCCUAUCAAUUGCUACGGUCAGGCCACAGUCUCGUCACAGAUAUCGGAGACCGUUUGCUAUCGGGCGAACUGGUUCUUGCCGACAGCGAGAAGACAGUGUUGAAUAAUUUUAUUCGACCUAUCAUCGAGCGACUUCGAAUGAGGUUCUGCUGUAUCGUUGAUAUGCCCUCUGCGCUCGCUCUCAGUGCCACUCUCAGACGGAAUGAGUCCGAGUCUCUCCUACCUACACCUGAACUCCCAUAUCGCUUCGACAGUCUGCUCGAAGCGCGCAACAAGCUCGAAGAAAUUGUCGAUUGGGCACAGAAAAGCAUUGAUCCUGCUAACCGAGCAUGUAAGAACAAAUCCCAAACACAGUUAUUCAUAUCAGGCUGGAUUGCCGCCCUUGACGAGACUGGCAUCACUGUUUCCGAACGCUACGACACGCUUGCGAUCUCGAAGAAGCUCCUCAGAGCUUCUGCACUGGUUGCUUCCAUUCUCUUUGACACACUCGCCACGCAGGAAGAAUGCAGUUAUGAUGCGCAUGUGGACAAAUUCUCGCAAAUCAUUGACCUUUACAAGGACGCAUUGACUGAUCCAUCCAAGACUCCGAAAAAUGUUUCUUUUGGCAUUGACUCUGGUGUGAUAGACACUCUAGCCUUCGUGGCUGGAAGAUGUCGUGAUCCAAUCAUCCGCAGGUCAGCCAUCGACCUGCUGACUCGGACGAACAGAACCGAGGGCGAUCUUCAAGGAAGGACAGGGAGCACCAUCCUUCAAACGUUGAUUGAGCUUGAGGAAGGCGAUCUACUCGUCACAUCUGCCAGUGAUGUCCCCGAAACCCAACGCUUACGUAUAUGGGAGGACCAUCAAUAUUGGGAGACGGGCAAGAUUGAUAUUUUCUUUGUGAAAUCGCCGUAUGAUCCUGCUUUAGGCGCUGAGACCAAGCAGGUGAGGGCAUAUCUACCUAUGAAUUCCUUGAGGAAAGCCAAGGAGAAAGCACUUCCUGGCAGCCCUGUCGGAUUGCCCAAUGUGAAGUAUGGUCGUGGUGUAGGAGCAUUUCUAGAGGAGAGAUCCCAGACUUACCACCAAAUUACACUUUCGUCUUUUUUCAUGCCUAUGCCUAGGCUAUGA
This is a messenger RNA of Exophiala spinifera, 1791 nucleotides long. RefSeq lists its product as uncharacterized. The transcript has a single exon. The record is from RefSeq and is a predicted model, not a curated record. Bases 1 to 1791 code for a protein of 596 amino acids. NCBI's taxonomy places the organism in Eukaryota, Fungi, Ascomycota, Eurotiomycetes, Chaetothyriales, Herpotrichiellaceae.